AUGGAAGCCCUUCUAUUGGCAACUAGUGAGGGGUUAGUGGAAGCCCUGCCAUUGGCAACUAGUGAGGGGUUAGUGGAAGCCCUGCCAUUGGCAACUAGUGAGGUGUUAGUGGAAGCCCUGCCAUUGGCAACUAGUGAGGGGUUAGUGGAAGCCCUGCCAUUGGCAACUAGUGAGGUGUUAGUGGAAGCCCUGCCAUUGGUAACUAGUGAGGGGUUAGUGGAAGCCCUGCCAUUGUCAACUAGUGAGGGGAUAGUGGAAGCCCUGCCAUUGGCAACUAGUGAGGUGUUAGUGGAAGCCCUGCCAUUGGCAACUAGUGAGAGGUUAGUGGAAGCCCUGACAUUGGCAACUAGUGAGGGGUUACUGGAAGCCCUGUCAUUGGCAACUAGUGAGGGGUUAGUGGAAGCCCUGCCAUUGGCAACUAGUGAGGGGUUAGUGGAAGCCCUGUCAUUGGCAACUAGUGAGGGGUUAGUGAAAGCCCUGCCAUUGGUAACUAGUGAGGGGUUAGUGAAAGCCCUGCCAUUGGCAAUUAUGAGAGGGUUAGUGGAAGCCCUGCCAUUGGCAACUAGUGAGGGGUUUGUGGAAGCCCUGCCAUUGGUAACUAGUGGGGGGUUAGUGGAAGCCCUGCCAUUGGCAACUAGUGAGGGGUUAGUGGAAGCCCUGUCAUUGGUAACUAGUGAGGGGUUAGUGGAAGCCCUGCCAUUGGUAACUAGUGAGGGGUUAGUGGAAGCCCUGUCAUUGGUAACUAGUGAGGUGUUAGUGGAAGCCCUGCCAUUGGUAACUAGUGGGGGGUUAGUGGAAGCCCUGCCAUUGGCAACUAGUGAGGGGUUAGUGGAAGCCCUGUCAUUGGUAACUAGUGAGGGGUUAGUGGAAGCCCUGCCAUUGGCAACUAGUGAGAGGUUAGUGGAAGCCCUGUCAUUGGCAACUAUGAGAGGGUUACUGGAAGCCCUGUCAUUGGCAACUAGUGAGGGGUUAGUGGAAGCCCUGCCAUUGGUAACUAGUGAGGGGUUAGUGGAAGCCCUGCUAUUGGCAACUAGUGAGGUGUUAGUGGAAGCCCUGACAUUGGCAACUAGUGAGGGGUUAGUGGAAGCCCUGCCAUUGGCAACUAGUGAGGGGUUAGUGGAAGCCCUGCUAUUGGCAACUAGUGAGGGGUUAGUGGAAGCCCUGUCAUUGGCAACUAGUGAGGGGUUAGUGGAAGCCCUGCCAUUGGUAACUAGUGAGGGGUUAGUGGAAGCCCUGUCAUUGGCAACUAGUGAGGGGUUACUGGAAGCCCUGCCAUUGGCAACUAGUGAGAGGUUAGUGGAAGCCCUGCUAUUGACAACUAUUGAGUGGUUAGAGGAAGGUCAGUAA
Saccoglossus kowalevskii is the source of this 1347-nucleotide messenger RNA. RefSeq names its product ovarian abundant message protein-like. The record is from RefSeq and is a predicted model, not a curated record. NCBI's taxonomy places the organism in Eukaryota, Metazoa, Hemichordata, Enteropneusta, Harrimaniidae.